Molecule: messenger RNA, 1539 nt
Organism: Astrephomene gubernaculifera
Lineage: Eukaryota; Viridiplantae; Chlorophyta; Chlorophyceae; Chlamydomonadales; Astrephomenaceae
Source: the annotation of a GenBank genome assembly
CCUGUUUGUUGCUAGGUAUACGUCGCGUUUUUUCAAUGAAGCCGUAAUAGAAAUGGAGUGUACAGUAGUUUGCAUAGAUAACAGCGAGUUCUCCCGCUCGGGGGACUACGCGCCAACGCGUUUCCAGGCGCAGGCCGAUGCAGUCAACCUGCUGGCCGGUGCCAAGACCCAGGCUCACCCAGAAGCAACUGUUGGAGUACUCACAAUGUCGGGCAAGACGCCGCGUGUCCUGGUGACCCCAACCCCAGAUCUUGGCAAAGUUCUCAACUGCAUGACUACAAUUGAAAUUGAUGGAGAGUGCAAUGUAUCCUCAUCUGUACAAAUAGCACAGCUGGCGCUGAAGCACCGUCAGAACAAAAAUCAGCGGCAGCGGAUCGUCAUCUUCGUGUGCAGCCCGGUCGCGGAGGAGAAGGACAAGCUGGUCAAGAUCGCGAAGAAGCUGAAGAAGAACAACGUGGCGGUGGACAUCGUGAGCUUCGGAGCGGAGGAGGAAAACCAGGAGAAGCUGGAGUCAUUCAUGGAGGCGGUUAACUCCAACGGUAACUCCCACCUGGUAACCGUCCCGCCCGGCCCGGUGCUCUCCGACGUGCUCAUCUCCUCGCCCAUCUUCCAAGGCGAGGGAGGCGGCGGAUACGGCUUUGCAGGUGGCGCGGGCGGCGGUGGCGGCGGCGGCGCGGGCGAGGGAUUUGAAUUCGGCGUGGAUCCUAACAUGGACCCGGAACUGGCGCUAGCGCUGCGGGUGUCUCUGGAGGAGGAGCGAGACAGGCAGAACCGCGCAGCCGCAGCCGCAGCAGCAGCAGCCGGCGGAGGCGCCGCGCCCGCAGAGGCCGGCGGCGCCGGCACCUCCGCACCCGCCGCCGCUGACGCCGCCGCCGCUGGUACGACAGCUGCUGCUGCCACGCCUGCGCCCGCUGCUGCUGCUGCUGCACCGCUGACUGCUGCUGGCGGGGGCGACAUGGACUUGGAUGAGGACGCGUUGCUGCAGCAGGCGCUGGCGAUGUCUAUGGAGGUGGAUAGCGCAGCAGCAGCAGCCGGGGCGCUGCCGGCAGCGGCGGAGGCGGCCACGCCGGCGCCCAGUACGGCACCGGUGGCGACGCCGGGUGCUCCGGUGCAGGCGCCCCCGCCCGCACCCGCGGCGGAGGAGGAUGUGAUGGAUGAGGAUGCGGAGUUGCAGCUGGCGCUGCAGCUGUCGAUGCAGGACGCGGGGCCGGAGAAUAAGGAGGGGAACAAGUGAACGGAGUCGGGGCGGCGUAGGUGUAGUGUAGAGAAGUGGUGAAGUAGGUAGUGGCGGGUUACCGGUACUGGGCUGCAGAAUUGUUGCAUGGUAUAGAGGUUGCGUACAAUGGAGCCCAGAGGUGAGGUUAGGGUAUGUAUGUGUGUUAGUUACGUGUAGAUGCUCUGACUUUAGGGGUUGCAUGUUGGCGGCAAUGCGUUAGGCGGGAGACAUUGAGGCCCCACACUUUGUCGGGCACCAUUCUACGAUACUGCAGCAACAGGAAAUGAUUGUUUCAUCGUGCACAAUUGUAAAUUAGCAGAACG